Molecule: messenger RNA, 1335 nt
Organism: Myxocyprinus asiaticus (Chinese sucker)
Lineage: Eukaryota; Metazoa; Chordata; Actinopteri; Cypriniformes; Catostomidae
Gene: borcs8
Product: BLOC-1 related complex subunit 8
Exons: 6
Coding region: 128-514 (128 amino acids)
Cellular component (GO): BORC complex
Source: RefSeq, a predicted model, not a curated record
UUUCCAAGUGGCUAGGAACGAUUUAUGAGGCCACUGUUUCAUUCCGGUUGCACGUGCCAAGGGAAACAACACGGGGGCGCUUUGAUAAUACUGGAGAAAAAUUAUUUGUUUUUUAUAAUUUGAUCAAAUGGACGAUCAGGAAAUGCAGUUGAAAGUAAAAAGAGUGACUGAUAAAUUCACAGAGAGUAUGUAUGUGUUGGCCAAUGAACCGUCUAUAGCGUUGUAUAGAUUACAAGAGCAUGUCAGGAGGUCCUUACCAGAGCUGGUGCAACACAAGACAGACAUGCAGAGCUGGGAGGAACAAAGCCAAGGAGCGAUAUACACUGUUGAAUAUGCAUGCAGUGCUGUUAAAAGUAUGACAAAUAGUAGCCAGUAUUUUAAGAACAUAGACGGACUGCUCCGGCAAGCAAUCUCACUAAAGGAACAGAUCAGCAACUCACAGGGACGCAGUGGUGUGAAAUCUGAAAAUAAUCCAAAUGAGACACCCACACAUGCUUCAGUCACUCCACCUUGACUCAUGGAAAUCUUUUGCCAAGGAAAAGAGCUUUGGAUCCUGGCAUGGUUAAGGAUGGAGGAGAAAAGCACAGCUCUGGGAUAUAAACUUAUGCACUCGCUUGCACAAUGAAGGAAUUUUAGGCCUAGAUAAGAUCGUAUACCAUCUCCAAAGAGUGUACCCUCCUCAUAUUGAUGAUGACUGUAAGGCCAGAAACAUACUUCAUGCAAGUACGCAAAUGCAGGUUAAAGCAUUUGGCUGAUGCUUUGCUAACGUGUGGUUCAGCUGAACAUACAUGACAUGCGUUCUUGCGUAACUGUGGUGCCAAACAAACCUCAGUACUCAAGGGGGCGAUAGAGUUACCUUUAAAAGUUUUAUAUUAUUCAGUUAAGUUGCUAUUAAUAUAUUGACUUAACCUUACCUGCUCAGUAAUGUUGUCCUCAAACUGUUGCUCCAUAGAAGUUCCAGCUAAUUUCUGCUAUAGUGCCCCUUGUGGCAAUGUUUAGAAUGCAAUGCACAAUUGCGUUGUGUUAUGAAUUGCGGUCUGACACAUUUUGGAACGCAACGACACACGAAAUCCAGCUCGCGUUGCUUAAAGUGUCUGCCUUCACAUAGUUGUGUAGAGUUUGUUUCAGCCUUAAGAAGCCUUGAUUAAAAACAAGGUCUUUUUUUAACCAUGUUUCCCAUUUAGGCAUAAAAGAUAUCAGGAUGGAUAAUGAUAUUUAUAAGCUGUUUUGAAAUGCAAGGUUUUUUGGUUACACUUUGUGCACACAAUAAAUCAUGUACAGUUUAAUGUAACUGUGUUCUACAAAUAUCUGUAAUCAUUAAACUUUUUAAUUACA